AUGGAGCUUAGCUCCGCUGGUCUACCCAACAACACGGCCGAUCUUGAACUUCGCCCUGCAUUCUCAUUCUUCAACGACAUCCCAACAGCAAUCACCAUGCAGAGGCAUAUGAGCACAGUAGACCGUCUCGACCGGCCGAGUGCCUAUUACCAGGGCAAGAAUAAACGCCGCAGGUACAACGAGCGCGAAGAGGCUGAAAAGGCCGAGGAGCAAAACGACACCCUCAAGGAUGCUACUACUCUUUAUGUUGGAAACCUCUCUUUCUACACAACCGAGGAACAGAUUCAUGAAUUGUUCGCAAAAUGCGGCGAGAUCAAACGACUCGUGAUGGGACUGGACCGAUUCCAAAAGACACCGUGCGGCUUCUGCUUCGUCGAAUAUUAUACCCACCAAGACGCCCUGGACUGUCUAAAAUACGUUGGAGGCACCAAACUCGAUGAAAGAAUUAUUCGAACAGACCUGGACCCUGGGUUUCAAGAGGGUCGUCAAUAUGGACGCGGAAAAUCGGGUGGCCAAGUGCGUGACGAAUACCGCGAGGAAUUCGACCCGGGACGUGGCGGAUAUGGUCGAUCCCUUGAAGAGCAGCGUAUGCGAGAAGAAGAAGAAUAUGGGAGAGGAAGGUAA
Messenger RNA from Talaromyces rugulosus, 624 nucleotides. RefSeq lists its product as uncharacterized. The record is from RefSeq and is a predicted model, not a curated record. NCBI's taxonomy places the organism in Eukaryota, Fungi, Ascomycota, Eurotiomycetes, Eurotiales, Trichocomaceae. Gene Ontology annotation, biological process: mRNA cis splicing, via spliceosome. Gene Ontology annotation, cellular component: nuclear cap binding complex. The transcript is spliced from 5 exons. Gene Ontology annotation, molecular function: RNA cap binding. The coding region runs from base 1 to 624 and encodes 207 amino acids.